This is a messenger RNA of Sitophilus oryzae (rice weevil), 2157 nucleotides long. RefSeq lists its product as uncharacterized. The coding region runs from base 1 to 2157 and encodes 718 amino acids. The record is from RefSeq and is a predicted model, not a curated record. Gene Ontology annotation, molecular function: nucleic acid binding. NCBI's taxonomy places the organism in Eukaryota, Metazoa, Arthropoda, Insecta, Coleoptera, Curculionidae. The transcript has 3 exons.
AUGGAACUUGACACCGGCGCUCCAUGCUCCAUCAUAACCAAAUCAAAAGUAGCUAGAAUCAAACCAGAGUUUCAGUUACAGAAGACAGAUCGUCACUUCGCUAGUUACACGGGUCACCGCAUCAACUGCAUUGGAAAGACGUCCGUCAACGCCACCAUUGGUGCCACCACUAGCAACUUAUACCUCUACGUAGUUGAAGGAGACAACGUCCCUGGAAAAAUCUCAGGACCACCAGCGAAAAUGCCUUUGAAAAAUGGUGCUACUCCUAUCUUCGCCCGUGCUGGAGAUAUCCCAGUUGCUCUCCGUGAUGCGUACGCCAAGCAAAUCGACUCCAAAAUUUCUUCAGGCUUCUACAAAAGAGUCGAUUAUUCAGAGUGGGCAUCAACAACACACGUUGUCGUCAAGAAGAAUGGGAAACUGAGAAUCACUGGUAACUACAAGCCAACACUCAACCCAAGGAUCAUCAUCGAUGAACAUCCGAUUCCGAAGAUCGAACACCUGUUCCACCGAAUGCGGGGCGCUUGUCUUUUCUGCCACUUGGAUGUUACAGACGCCUACACCCAUCUCGAGGUCGAUGAAGAGUUCAGCCAUGUACUAACGCUCAAUACUCCAACUCAUGGUCUCAUCCGGCCAAAACGAGCAGUGUAUGGCGCAGCCAACAUUCCUGCUAUCUGGCAAAGACGAAUGAAGACAGUGCUACAAGGACUUGAAAAUGUCGUAAGUUUUUUCGAUGACAUUAUUGUAUAUGCCGACAAUUUUGAUAAACUGAUUCAAGCAUUGAACUUAAUCUUAGACCGAUUUAGGCAACAUGGGCUCAAGCUAAACCCAUGUAAAUGUACCUUUGCGGAACAUGUCUUAGAAGCUCUUGGUCACAAGAUUGAUGCAUCCGGAAUCCACAAAUCUGAUACACAUAUCCGUGUAGUACGUGAUGCACCCAAACCAAUAAUUCCAGAAGAACUACAGCUGUUUCUUGGAAAAGCAACUUAUUAUAAUUCGUUUAUUCCAGAUCUAUCUACAAGAGAUAGACCACUAAGAGAUAUGCUACUUAAAGAUCCAUUCAUCUGGACUCCAGAAGACAACAAAGCUUACGGAGAGAUUAAAAACGCUCUAACUUCACCGCAAGUACUCAUCCAGUAUGAUCCAACCUUGCCUCUUCUGUUAGCCACCGACGCUAGCAAAACAGGUCUCGGUGCAGUACUCUCUCAUCGACUAAGCAACGGGCAAGAACGUCCAAUCGCUUACGCCAGUAGAACGAUGACAGCAACAGAACAGAAAUAUCCACAAAUCGACAAGGAAGCUCUUGCUAUAGUAUGGGUGGUACAAAAAUUUUUCAAUUACUUGUACGCACGCCUCUUCACGCUUAUCACGGAUCACAAGCCAUUAACACAAAUUCUGCAUCCUGAGAAGUCACUACCAGUACUGUGUAUUAGUCGCAUGGCGAACUAUGCUGACUAUCUGGCACAUUUUGACUACGACAUUGUCUUCAAGACUUCUAAAGAAAACGCUAACGCAGACUAUUGUUCCAGAGCACCAUUAACUUCUACAGUCAAUAUUAUUCACAACUCUUCUUCCUCACAAAGGGAAGAAGCCGAGGAUUUCGACGAUUUCGAUUGUUUUACUAUACAUCAAACUCAGCAACUACCAGUGAGAGCAGAAGCAAUCGCACGCGAAACGAGAAAAGACCUACACCUUGCAGCCAACUGCUUGAUGUUUGAGCAUAAAGUAGUAAUUCCGCUUUCUCUACGAGACACCAUCCUCAACGACCUUCAUGUAGCUCACCUAGGCAUAAUCAAGAUGAAAGGAUUGGCACGUUAUUUUGUUUUUUGGCCAGGCAUAGACGCAGAUAUUGAGAAACUUGCUAAGUCUUGCACCGCAUGUGCAACACAAGCGCAUGAUCCACCCAAAUUUCGUAACCACCAUUGGGAGUACCCAAAGGCACCAUGGGAACGUAUUCAUAUUGAUUACGCAGGUCCAGUAGCCGACACGAUGCUGUUAAUCGUUGUCGACGCUUGCAGUAAAUGGGUUGAAGUAAAACCUACCACUCUUCCAGCUUCAACAAUCGCAACCUACAGCAACAAACCUACCAGCUUCAACAAUCGCUAUUAUGGACAACCUCUUCACAGCAUAUGGUACACCAAUCACUGUUGUUUCAGAUAA